This is a messenger RNA of Dichomitus squalens LYAD-421 SS1, 2190 nucleotides long. Its product is annotated as kinase-like protein. Gene Ontology annotation, molecular function: protein kinase activity; ATP binding. NCBI's taxonomy places the organism in Eukaryota, Fungi, Basidiomycota, Agaricomycetes, Polyporales, Polyporaceae. The record is from RefSeq and is a predicted model, not a curated record. The transcript has 10 exons. The coding region runs from base 1 to 2190 and encodes 729 amino acids. Gene Ontology annotation, biological process: protein phosphorylation.
AUGUUCAACACCUCGAUUCAGAUACGUAUUCUCAAGCAGGUAGUCGCUGCAGAGCGUCAGCGUCAAGCCGACGCCGCUGCGCUUCUCGACUCGAUCAGCCACAACGUUCAAGGAUCGCACUCGAUCCCCAUAGAGUCUUCGGCGUAUGCACGCGCGAUCUCACCCGCUCCGUCCAACCACCUCCUGCUCACAAUAGAGCCUGAUACCACUGAAGGUCACGAUGACUCGUGGCACAUCCUCGCACAGCUCCAGGCAGUCACCGCAUGCCAGAAUGAGCGCGACAUAGUUUACGACACCGCCGACCUACGCCAGCUCAUGCGCACCGCGCUGCAGGCGAACAACGACGGGGAGAUGAUUCUUGUCCUCCAGGUUGGCCGUGACGAAAUGCCUGAAGCUAUCAAGAUGCUUCAGCGCGCUCUUGAGAAGGAAGUCGAACGCGAGAGUCUGGAGGAGGAGGCUGUUCUGGUGUCCGCGAACGUCGCGGCCGUCGAGUCCGCGACGGUGCACAGCACGGAAAGCAGCGGCACGACGUCAGGCUCAGUCGCGAGCUCUGCCGGAAGGUCUUCCCGCGCGCCGCGCGACACACUUGACCGGGAGUUUAUCGAGACUGGGAUUGACGCGCUCCGGCGGCUGAGCAGAGCGGAGGUGACGCUGCUGAGCUGGACGAUUACCAGGUACGAGGUCAAGCGGAAUGAGAAGAUAGGCAUGGGCUUCUUCUCCGACGUGUACAAAGGCACGUGGAGGAACCAUGUUGUGGCGAUCAAGGUGCUCGCGCCGACGACGCCGAGGCAGCUCUUCGUGCAUCAGGUGUCGAUCUGGAAGACGCUGCAGCACCUGAACGUUUGCGAACUUCUUGGCGCGUCCUCGGCAUCCAGCGACCCUCCUUGGUUCUUUGUUAGCCCCUACUACAAGAAUGGCAGUCUCGUGACCUACUUGAAAGGGCUACCGUCGUUGGACAAUGUCGACUUACUCAAGAUGGUUCACGAAAUCGCAAAAGGAAUGUCAUACCUCCACAGUCAAGGCGUGUUGCACGGAGACCUCAAGGCCCCGAACGUGCUCGUCAACGACAAGCACCACUGCAUCAUCUCUGACUUUGGGCAGAGCGAGAUGAAAUCGGAGGCGUACCGUGUUAGCGGGCGGCCCCUUCCCCACGGCACUCUACGCUGGCAGGCUCCGGAGCUUAUGUCAGCCCAAAGCGGGCUCACGCAGGAGAUCGACGUUGUGCAGAUUGGUCACGACUUUGUAGGCGAGAACAUGCGCCCAGAGCUGCCGCUGCAGCGCGUCUGGUCUCAGCAGCUUUCGGAGAUUCUCCACUCAUGCUGGCAUUGUGACUCCACUAUGCGUCCGCCGUUCUUCAAGAUUGACAAAGACGUUCAGCGGCUGAAGGAGUCGCCCGCGUCGCGUCAUUUGGGGCUCGAACAGAUGAAGACGCGCAAGUCGCCGGAUAUGCAUCCCAUACCGCUCUCUCUACUUCCUGAUGAAGUCACUGCCUCUUUUGUCGAGGUGGGAUCAGCCCCUUCGACGGACGUGUCGUUCAUGACCGCCAUAGAACUUGAAUCUGUGACGGGGCACUCUCACGACUACCACGAUGACCAUCGCGAUCACAAGGGUCCGGACACAGACCUGAGCCGAACAAGCAGUCGCGCGUCCCUCCAAGACAGUCAAUCGUCAGAGCACAUAGAAUUCCCGCGACACGUCUCUCCUCCCCCGGACGAGCGUGCUCAAAAUAUCCGCGAUGAGCGUUGGUACAGGAUGCUCCUUCAAUACGAAUUCCACCCAUCGCUAACACUUCCGCUGUGGAUGCCGUCGCAGGUGCUUAUCGGGGCGGUCGGGUACCACAGCAAGGCGAAUUACGGCGAAUUCGUGACAUUGUUUAGUUCGUUUGAGCCGGAAAAGUCGUCGAACGGUCGAGUGAAGAACAUACCAUCUUUGUAUGGUUACGGGCGCGUGAGCCAAGGCAGCCAGCGUCAGGAUAAGCGCAAUGUUGCCCAGCGGGGCAUGGACUUGAUCCAGUCAUGGCUGGGUCCAAGAAAUCGUGCUGGAGAGGCGACCUAUUCCCGCCGGUACUCUUCCCCCUUGCGCUCUGGACAUAAGGCUGCAAAUCUUUUCACCGAGUCCAUGGUGUAUAGGUACAUGGAGGACCCUGUUACAUCCAAGAAGUGGUUCAAGGCACGGACAACGUCCUGGUGA